AUGAGAUUUUUUUCACUGAAAUUGUUUUCAUAUUUUAAAAACUGUAGGUCUGAAGCAAAAAAUUUGACGGCACCCUCUGGAUUUUGUUUUUGUUGGGGAGGUGUGAAGGCCAAUUGUGGAGUCACCAGAGGAAAGGUCAUGUAUGAGGUCCGUAUCUUGGAGCAUCUGGCAGCUGAUUUCGGUGAGAACCACAUUGAAACGUCACCUCACCUGCUGAGGAUUGGAUGGUCCAUGGUGCAUGCGUCAUUACAACUCGGGGAGGAACAGGAUUCCUGGGGUUAUGGAGGAACAGGAAAGUUCUCUACCAACAACAAAUUUAGUGAUUAUGGUGAAGCGUACACUAUUGGCGAUGUCAUUACGGCGUUUUUGGAUUUGGAUUCGAAACCUGCAUCAAUCUCGUUUGCUAAAAAUGGCCUGUGGCUGGGCGUGGCUUCACCGUUGCAUGGAUUCAAAGUUGAUCAGAAGAGUCAUGCCAUGUUCCCUCACAUUCUCUCCAAGAACUGCAGAUUUGAAGUAAACUUUGGCCAGCAGUCUUCAUGGUGUCCAGUGCAGUACGUCAACCAUGAUCAUGUCUUCAUAAACAACAUAUCUCCAAUGUACACGGCACCUGGUCCUAAGCCACCUCAAUCCAAAUCUGAUUGCGAGGUGAUAAUGGUUGUUGGCCUGCCUGGUUCAGGAAAAACUACAUGGGCACGAAAGAUGUUCCGAGAUCACCCAGAGAAAAUGUACAACAUCAUUGGGACCGAUGACCUGAUCGACAAGAUGAAGGUCAUGGGUCUACCAAGAAAGAACAACUAUAGUGGAAGGUGGGAGGUACUCAUCCAACAAGCAACUAGUUGUCUCAACAAAAUUUUCUUCAUAGCAAGCAGGAAGUUGCGCCAUUACAUAAUUGACCAGACGAACGUGUAUGCAACUGCUCGCAAACGAAAGAUGAAAAAUUUUGUGGGGUUCAAGAGGAUUUGUGCUGUGCUGCAGCCUGAAGAUGAUGAGUUGAAAAGAAGAGAGUGGAAGAGGACAUUUGAAGAAGGUAAAGUAGUACCAGAAGAGGCAGUGAUGGAGAUGAAAAUGAACUAUUCUCUGCCUGAUGCAGAGGUAGAUGAACACAUUGACGAAGUCAUCUGGAUUGAACUUGGGAAGGAUGCUUCCUGUCAACUAGUCAAUCAAUACAAUGAGGAGGGAAGCCUCAAACUACCAUCUAGAAAAAGAUUGAGCAGUACAAGUCUUCCUAAUAACAGCAACAACAGUAGCAACAACAACAGUAGCAGCAACAAUAAUGUCCGUACUAAAAUUUAUUACAUGCAUUUAUCGAGUUGUCACUUCUUAUGA
Molecule: messenger RNA, 1326 nt
Organism: Helobdella robusta
Lineage: Eukaryota; Metazoa; Annelida; Clitellata; Rhynchobdellida; Glossiphoniidae
Exons: 8
Coding region: 1-1326 (441 amino acids)
Molecular function (GO): protein binding
Source: RefSeq, a predicted model, not a curated record